GCGUCACGCUGUCUCCCCUUUUCCUCCCUCUCUCUCUCCUCCCCACCGGCGACCGCGUCUUUCUCUCCCUUCUCUUCCCCGUCCUAUAUCUCACCGCCGAUUACCACAUCCGUCUCUCCCAUCUCUUCCUCGUUUUAUAGCCUCGCCAUUCACCAAAUCAGGAUAUAAGAGAGAGAGCCUUCGUCUUCCAUGAAUGUCAUUUCCGUUCGGAUUCUCGUGCUUGCGGCUUGCUUGCGGCUGGGCGGCAGCAGUAACCAGAACCAGGGUUUUUGAGGGUUUAAAAUCUCUCACUUUUUCUUUAAUCUAAAGUCUGAAUUUUAAAAAAUUCAAGUUCCAAUCGGCUGACGGGAAGGACAACCUCAAUGCAUUAGGUUCCAAGAAAUAUCAACAUAAGAGACUCCUUACCAAUAUGCAUCCGGCUGAUGCUUCUCAAGAUGCACAUGAUGAAGAUGAUGAUGAUGAUGAAUAUGAAGAAGGCAAUGGAGGGAACCGACUCCUGGGGUUUAUGUUUGGAAAUGUUGAUGGUUCCGGUGAUCUUGAUGUGGACUACCUUGAUGAAGAUGCAAAGGAGCACCUUUCAGCAUUGGCUGACAAACUGGGGCCAUCACUUACUGAGAUUGAUCUGUCAGUCAGAACAAGGUCACCCUCUGCAGCUUCUGAUCAAGACUAUGACCAGAAGGCAGAGGAUGCAGUUGAUUACGAAGACAUUGAAGAGCAGUAUGAAGGGCCAGAGGUGCAGGCUCCAUCAGAAGAAGACUUUUUGCUUCCAAAGAAAGAAUACUUUUCUGCUGCGGUUUCAUUAGCUUCAUUACACCAAAAAGCUUCUGUAUUUGACGAAGAAAAUUACGAUGAUGAAGAGGAUGAUGACAGAGAUGUUGCAGUGGUUGAAAAUGGUCCAGCUGAUCAACCUGAUCUUCCCGCAGGUGAUUAUGCUGUAACUCAAGAGGAACAAGAAAAGUCUUCUGAUGUUGAUCCAACAUAUGUGGAAUCUCUUGAAACUACAAAUGGUGACAGAGAUGUGGAAGAAUCCCAAGAGGCUGAACAAGAGGUCCCCCUGCCAGAGUUACAUGAAAAGGGUGGUCCUUCCUUACCCGUGUUAUGUAUAGAAGAUGGAAUGGUGAUUUUACGUUUCUCAGAAAUUUUUGGUGUUCACGAACCGGCCAAGAAGCCAGAUAAAAAGGUUCAUCCUAGAUAUACUGUUUCCAAAGAUUUGCUCAAGUUAAUGGAUACUACAGAUAUUGCUGAAGAGGAUGAGGAAGCUUUUCUCAGAGGCUCAUGCCAAAGAUCAACUCCCAGUCGACCAUGCAAUAUAUCUAUGGGAGAAUGUGGGAGAUUGAGAGAUGGAGGCGUAGAUAUUAAUUCAAGGUCCAGCUUAUCAUCAUCUGUGGAUGAUGUAGACCACGUAGACUCCUAUGUUGCUGCUCGUCCAAUGAAAGAAGCCGCCACGAGCAAUCUCUAUUUAUCAGAUGUGUCAACAUUUGACCCUAUUUUUGAUCCAAUAGAGCAGUAUGAUUGGGAAAAUGACAUAGUUUGGGGGAACUCUCCUUCGCCAUGUCAUGAACACAGGGAGAGUUGUACUAUAUCUGAGGUUGAAUCUGAAACCUUGACCACUGGAGAGAUUGACAUUGAAUCAAGGAAGAAAUCACUGGAGUUGGUAGGUGACGAUGAAGUUGGUCAUAGCCUUUUCCUAUGUAGCCAUCCCGUGUCUGUGGAGCCUUUUGGAUCUGGAAAAUCUGUUGAUGGGAUGCUGUGCCCAACUCAAGAAAGAAGUUAUCAUCCUCAAAUUCUUAGAUUAGAAUCACGUCUUCAUUUAGAUAAUUCAUCUUAUCCAGAGCCUGGAGAGACAAAUGGGAGUGAAGGAUUACAUAAAAAAAAUGUUUCAGAGCAUUUAACAAAACCAUCCCCAAAAAAUGUUGCACUACUAGAAGGAUCAUGGCUGGAUAAUAUCUUUUGGGAACCAAUGCAACCUGCGCCUAAGCCAAAGCUCAUUCUUGAUCUCCAAGAUGAUCAAAUGCUUUUUGAGGUUUUUGAUAAUAAGGAGGGUAGGCAACUCUGUGCCCAUGCAGGAGCAAUGAUCAUUGCACGACCAGUGAGGUCGGUUUCUGGAGAACACCCAGAUGCUCAUAAUCAGGGAAGUGUUUCUGCUGGGCAUUUUAAUAUUUCCAACGACAAAUACUACUCCAGCAGGAAAGCAUUGCAGCAGUCAAAGUCACAUGCUAAAAAGCGUGCUCUCCAUGGUAUCAAAGUUAUGCAUUCAGUGCCUGCACUGAAGCUGCAGACAAUGAAAACUAAGUUGAGCAACAAAGAUAUUGCUAAUUUUCAUAGGCCAAAGGCCCUAUGGUUUCCCCAUGAUAAUGAAGUUGCUGCCAAGGAGCAGGGGAAGCUCUCUGCUCAGGGACCUAUGAAGAUUAUAUUGAAGAGUAUGGGAGGGAAAGGGUGCAAGCUGCAUGUAGAUGCUACAGAUGCCGUAUCUUUCCUCAAAGCAAAAGCAUCAAAGAAACUAGAUUUUAAGUCUUCUGAAAGAGUGAAAAUAUUCUAUUCGGGAAAGGAGCUUGAGGAUGACAAAACUCUUGCCCAACAAAAUGUCCGACCAAAUUCUGUGCUACAUCUUGUGAGAACGAAAAUACAUUUGUGGCCAAGGGCUCAAAGAUUACCUGGUGAUAACAAACCUUUACGCCCUCCUGGAGCCUUCAAGAAAAAGUCAGAGCUUUCUGUGAAAGUUGGUCAUGUAUUUUUGAUGGAGUACUGUGAGGAAAGACCGUUGCUUCUCGGAAAUGUUGGGAUGGGUGCAAGACUUUGCACUUAUUAUCAGAAACUGAACUCUAAUGAUCAGACUGCUGCUUCAUUACGGAAUGGAAGUCAUGGUUUGGGAACCUUGCUUACGCUGGAGUCAGCAGAUAAGUCGCCCUUUCUAGGAGAUAUUAGACCUGGCUGCUGCCAAUCAUGUUUAGAAACAAACAUGUAUCGGGCUCCUAUAUUUCCACAUAAGGUGUCAACCACUGACUAUUUGUUGGUGCGCUCCUCAAAAGGCAAGCUCUCUUUAAGACGCAUCGAUAGGCUGUAUGUUGUAGGCCAGCAGGAACCUCAUAUGGAAGUAAUAUCCCCACAAUCAAAAAAUAUGCACACGUAUAUUGGGAACAGGUUGUUAGUAUAUAUCUAUCGUGAAUUUCGUGCUAGUGAGAAGCCUGGUUUCCUUCCAUGUGUUCGUGCUGAUGAAUUGUCUGCUCAGUUUCCUAAUAUGCCAGAGUCCUUUAUACGCAAGAGAUUGAAACAUUGUGCUGAUCUGCAGCGGGGAUCAAAUGGUGAGCUGGUAUGGGUUAUGAGGCGUAAUUUCCGGAUACCAUCAGAAGAGGAACUUAGGAGGAUGGUGUCACCAGAAGAUGUCUGCACCUAUGAAAGCAUGUUAGCUGGUCAGCACCGACUUAAGCGCUUGGGGAUCAGCAGGCUGACGAAUACUGUUGGCCUUGCAUUUGCUAUGAAUCAAAUUCCAGAUGAAGCUAUUACUCUUGCAGCCGCAUCACACAUUGAGAGAGAACUGCAGAUAACCUCAUGGAAUCUUAGCAGCAAUUUCAUUGCAUGCAUAGCACAGGAUAGGGACAAUAUUGAGCGUCUAGAAAUUACAGGUGUUGGGGAUCCUUCUGGUAGAGGCUUGGGUUUCAGUUAUGUCCGUGUUGCACCCAAAGCACCAGUUUCGAGUGCAGUGGUUAAAAAGAAGGCAGCUGCUGCUCGUGGUAGUUCAGCAGUUACAGGAACAGAUGCAGAUCUUAGAAGAUUGAGCAUGGAUGCUGCACGUGAGGUUCUUCUCAAGUUCAAUGUUUCUGAAGAGCAAAUUGACAAAAUGACUAGAUGGCAUCGUAUUGCUAUGGUAAGGAAGCUCUCAAGUGAACAAGCUGCAUCAGGGAUCAAGGUUGACGCAACAGCUCUCAACAAAUUUGCCAGAGGACAGCGCAUGUCUUUCCUCCAGCUACAGCAGCAAACAAGAGAAAAAUGCCAGGAAAUUUGGGAUCGGCAGGUGCAGAGUCUAUCCACCACUGACAUAGAAGAACUUGAAAGUGAUUCUGAAGCAAAUAGCGACCUUGAUUCUUUUGCUGGUGAUCUUGAAAAUUUGCUUGAUGCGGAGGAGUGCGAAGAUGGGGAAAUGGGGAAUGAUGGAACCAAAAGAGAUAAGCCAGAUGGUGUUAGAGCACUAGGAAUGCGGGGGCAUAAAUCCCAAGCUCAAGCAGAGGAAGAAAUUGAAGAUGAAGCAGCUGAAGCUGCAGAACUUUGCAGAAUGCUCAUGGAUGAUGAUGAGGUUGAAAGAAGAAUGAAGAUAAAGGCCCGUCCUACUGGGAAGGAAGAAAUAGACAUGACAAGCUCCCAGGGAAUUAUUAGUCCUGAAACUGUAGCUUCCUUGAAAUCCAACAAAAACUUCAAGAAUGUGAUUCGUUCAAUGCCAUCAGAAGGCUCAUUUACCUUGAAGGAGAGAUUGAUCAGUGAAUCAAAGGAGGUGGGAAAACAUGGUUUGAAAACCCAUCUUUCUGUUAAGCAGACUACACCUUCCAUAGAACUUAAGAAGUCUAAAAAGAUUGCAGAUGGCACCAAGGUAUUUAGCGGAAAGAAGCACAGUGAUAAACCAGUCAGAGAAAGCUUUGUUUGUGGUGCAUGCGGUCAGCUAGGACAUAUGCGCACCAACAAGAAUUGCCCCAAGUAUGGAGAAGAACCAGAAAAACAUGUUGAGAAUGUAGAACGUGAUGAUGCUUCAGGGAAACCUCCUCUUGAAACAUCAGCUCUUGUACCAAAAACUACUAGCAAGAAGUUGCUUUCAAAAUCCUUGAACAAAGUACUGCUAGAAACAGAAAAUGCCGAAAAACCAGGGGCCAAGUUGCUUCCCUUGAAGUUCAAAUGCAGUGGUGUUGAUAAACCUAACGAUAAGAAUGUAUCUGAGGCAAGAAUUCUUGAAAAUCAAAAACCUGCUACUUCAGAUGCUGUAGAUAAAGGUGUUGCCAAGAUCAGUAAGAUUAAACUCUCCAGUUCCAGCAAAAUGAAAUCAGAAGAUAUCCAAACUGAACCUUCUGGUACUGCUCUUUCUAUUCAGAAACCUGCAGAAAUGGAUAAAAGCCAACGUCCAAAGAAAAUUAUCAUUAAGCAACCUAAAAUAGUAGCAGAAAUGGAAAAGUUGCCGAGCAAGAUGGUCGUUGAAAUGAAGCAGCAAUCAUUGAAAAAGGAAAAAAAGUCUGAAAUGUUGAACUUAGACAAACUGCAGAAGAAAGAAAGUAAGAGACUGGCAGAAGUAGCAGUAAGUAGGAAGAUUGUUGAAGAAAGAUCAUGGGAAAGAGAGGAAAGACUGAGAAAGGAAGAAUUGGAAAGGGAGGAAGCAAGACAGAAGAAGAUGUUUGAAGAAACCAAAAGAAAGAUGCGUGAACAACAAGAAAGAAUAGCUGCUGAAUGCAAGAGGUACAGUGAAGCUAGGAGUAGGGAUGUUGUUACCCACAAGAAGGGCAAGUUGAAGAAGAAGAAGAAGAAGCUGCCGCAGCUAGGUGAUGUUCGUGUUGAUGACCAAACGUUAAACAGUAAAGAGAGAAGGAUACCAGAGAGGGAUCGAGCAGCCAAACGACGGCCUUUACCUGAGGUUGGACGCCAUGCAUUAGAUCAUAUCCAGCAGACAAAGCGUCGAAGGGGUGGAGAGGUGGGCUUAUCUAACAUUCUUGAGAACAUAGUGGAGAGGCUAAAGGAGCAGUAUGAUGUCUCCUAUCUCUUCUUGAAGCCUGUAUCAAAGAAAGAGGCCCCAGAUUAUCUUGACAUUAUCGCUCACCCAAUGGAUCUCGCUACCAUUAAGGAAAAGGUUAGGAGAAUGGAGUACAAGUCUAGCGACGAAUUCAGGCAUGACGUUUGGCAGAUUUCUUACAAUGCCCACAAGUAUAACGACGGCCGCAAUCCCGGAAUUCCUCCCCUUGCAGAUCAACUUUUGGAAAUCUGUGACGAUAUGUUGGAUGAGAAUAGGUAUGCCUUGGCAGAUGCUGAGGCUGGAAUUGAAUAUAGGGAUACUUAAUGUCCAAUGUAAAUUAACACAAAUAUUUUUUUUCUUUCAAAAGUAAUAAAAAAGCAGUUUCAACUUCUUUGUA
This is a messenger RNA of Nymphaea colorata (pocket water lily), 6101 nucleotides long. RefSeq names its product transcription initiation factor TFIID subunit 1. Gene Ontology annotation, biological process: transcription by RNA polymerase II; RNA polymerase II preinitiation complex assembly. The coding region runs from base 410 to 6028 and encodes 1872 amino acids. Gene Ontology annotation, cellular component: transcription factor TFIID complex. The transcript has 22 exons. Gene Ontology annotation, molecular function: histone acetyltransferase activity; TBP-class protein binding; RNA polymerase II general transcription initiation factor activity. NCBI's taxonomy places the organism in Eukaryota, Viridiplantae, Streptophyta, Magnoliopsida, Nymphaeales, Nymphaeaceae. The record is from RefSeq and is a predicted model, not a curated record.